Molecule: messenger RNA, 645 nt
Organism: Geodia barretti
Lineage: Eukaryota; Metazoa; Porifera; Demospongiae; Tetractinellida; Geodiidae
Source: the annotation of a GenBank genome assembly
AUGAACAAUCACUCUGAAUUGUUUUGGCAGCACUACGCCAUAUCCCGCCUCGACCGGACCGCGCUGCUCAAUCAGGAACCGUCGGUCCUCUGGUUCACGGGGUUAUCGGGCGCCGGCAAGACCACGCUGGCCAAUUGCCUGGCCAAGCGUCUGUACGACGGCGGCUUGCUGGCCUACGUGCUGGACGGCGACAAUCUCCGCCACGGCCUCAAUCGGGAUUUGGAUUUCAGCGUCGCGGCGCGCCACGAAAACGUGCGGCGCAUGGCCGAGGUCGCGAGCCUGAUGUAUGACGCCGGCCUCAUCACCCUCGCUGCCUGCAUCUCACCGUUCAAGGCGGAAAGAGACUUCGCACGGAGCCUGGUUCCCGCCGGGAAAUUCGUCGAAGUGUUUGUCGAUACGCCCCUAUCGCUUUGCGAACAACGCGAUAACAAGGGUCUCUACCGUCGCGCCCGCGCCGGCGAGAUCGUCAAUUUCACGGGUAUCGACUCGCCAUUCGAACGACCAGUGGAACCCGAGAUCACUAUCAACACUACCGGGCGCUCUCCCGGUCAAUGUAUCGAUACCAUCAUGGAUUACCUGUCUCGGCAUGACCUUAUCGCGGCCGCUCGGCCGGGCCGGCUUACGGAGAAGACCCAAAACGCGUGA